Molecule: messenger RNA, 2242 nt
Organism: Nanorana parkeri
Lineage: Eukaryota; Metazoa; Chordata; Amphibia; Anura; Dicroglossidae
Gene: FSD1L
Product: fibronectin type III and SPRY domain containing 1 like
Exons: 14
Coding region: 165-1688 (507 amino acids)
Molecular function (GO): protein binding
Source: RefSeq, a predicted model, not a curated record
UCUGUGGUCCUGCGUUGUGAGCUGUGUGCACUUGUGCAGCAGCUGAGUAGAUCGGGAGGAGGAGGAGGUGGAGCUGAGGCUGCUUGCUCAUCACUCCUAGUCAUUUCUUUAUCUACUUCACGCAUCCUAUUCUACAAUAGCUUGGAGGGGUCCGGGGCCUGGCAAUGGAUACACAAAAAGAAGCUCUGCAGAGGAUCAUCACAACGCUUGCCAACAAAAAUGAUGAAAUACAGAACUUUAUCGACACAUUAAGCCAUGUACUAAAAGGCGUGCAGGGAAAUUCAACCAAGGUUUUGUCUGACCUAGAGGAAGAGUUUGAUGGCCUUUACUCUGUGCUAGAUGAGAUGAAAGAGAGCAUGACUAAUAGAAUAAAGCAGGAACAAGCACACAAAACCCAGGAGUUACAGAAUCAGCUGUCCCAGUGUACGAAUGCCCUGGAGAGCUCAGAGGAGCUAUUAGAAUUUGCUUCACGGACCAUGGACAUAAAGGAGCCUGAGGAAUUUACCAAGGCUGCCAGACAGAUCAAGGAUAGGGUUACAAUGGCUGCAGCUUUUCGUCUAUCACUGAAACCAAAAGUCAGUGACAACAUGACAUAUUUAAUGGUGGAUUUUUCCCAGGAAAGGCAAAUGAUCCAGGGCCUAAAAUUCUUACCAGUGCCUAAAGCACCAGAGAUUGACCCAGCAGACUGUAUAGUGGCUGACAAUUGUGUGACAGUGUCAUGGCGAAUGCCUGAAGAAGAUAACAAAAUUGACCAUUACGUUCUGGAAUAUAGGAAAACAAACUACGAUGGACUUCCAAGAGUUAAAGAUGAGAGGUGCUGGGAAACCAUAGAUAAUAUAAAGGGCGCAGAGCAUACACUUUCUGGUUUGAAGUUUGACUCUAAAUACAUGAACUUUAGAGUACGAGCAUGCAACAAAGCUGUAGCAGGGGAAUACUCAGACCCAGUCACACUGGAAACCAAAGCACUAAUCUUUGGCCUUGACAACACAUCAUCCCAUCUGAACCUGAAGGUGGAAGACUCAUAUGUAGAAUGGGAUCCUCUGGCUGGUAAAACUCAAGAAAGCAAAGUGAAAGGAAAGGAGAACAAAGGCAGUGGCCAUGUUACGUUGAAGAACAGUCCCAGAAGUGCAACACCAUCCCCGAAAAGAACUUCUGUCACUUCUAGGCCCCCUGUGAGCAGGGGCAGCAGAGACCGAUUUAUAGGAGAAUCUUACACAGUUUUGGGUGAUACAACAAUUGAAAGUGGACAGCAUUAUUGGGAAGUAAAAGCUCAGAAAGACUGCAAAUCCUACAGUGUUGGCGUCACAUAUAAGACAAUUGGCAAGUUUGACCAGCUAGGGAAGACUAAUACAAGCUGGUGCUUACACGUGAACAACUGGCUACAGGCAACAUUUGCUGCAAAGCACAACAACAAGGCCAAAGCCUUGGAAGUAUCCGUACCCGAUAAAAUAGGUGUAUACUGUGACUUCGAUGGAGGUCAACUUUCAUUUUACAAUGCCAGCACGAAGCAAUUACUUCAUAGCUUUAAAACAAAAUUUACACAGCCAGUUGUUCCUGCAUUUAUGGCAUGGUGUGGUGGGAUCACACUGUACACAGGAUUACAGGUUCCAAGUGCCGUCAGAACUCUUCAGAAGGCUGAAAACGGAUUGAGCGGCUCAUCUAGUAGUUUAACCAGCAAUGUCCAAUAACAUGACCCUUUUAACCAACAGGAUGGAAAGUUUGCUCUGAUCAGAGUGGAUUGUUAGAUUUUUUUUCUAUUACUAUUUUAUUUAGUAACAUUACGGUUGCUGUUCACCAAAAUUAGGAGCAAACUGAUCAUUUGGGUUGUUGACCCGCUGCUCUGACGCUUGCAGUAUCUUUGGUGACUGACCAUGUGCUGCUCAGAUCCAAUGUUAGCAUCUGCUGCAAAUGUUCCAACAAGAGACGGAGUGACUAGGAACUAGGCAGACAGAAAAGGAACAAUUGUCAUGUGCGUAGGUUGUUUUUAUAACCAUGGAUGCAGCUUUGAGUUUAUUUUUAACUUUUCCACAUCACCUCUGUACUUCUUAGGUGGAAGCCAGUGUUCUGUUCAGCUAUUGUGGUUUAAAAAAAGAUUUUGUUGCUUAUUUUUUGCUACAAUGUAAAUAUCCCCAGACAAUGCCAUGAUGUGUUUUUAUGAUACAGUGUAUGCAAGUCUCUGAAGUGAUGUUGGGCAUAGGAUCAGGUGCUUAUCUUACAAGAAAUGCUGUACAAUGCCUUGUUC